Molecule: messenger RNA, 1200 nt
Organism: Desarmillaria tabescens
Lineage: Eukaryota; Fungi; Basidiomycota; Agaricomycetes; Agaricales; Physalacriaceae
Exons: 6
Coding region: 135-1157 (340 amino acids)
Source: RefSeq, a predicted model, not a curated record
AUGACGAGUGCGUCCGGCAUCUGCUGUACUGACGUCACCCGCGACUGUGUUUUCGGCGGCACUACAGGAAACCAUUUAAAUUGAUAGCCCAACGAUGAGACUUCGACUUCGACUUCGACUUUCCAAGACUCACCAUGACAAAAAAAACAAUCCUCUCAGGUCUCAAAGAUCAAAUGAAGGCAAUGCCUCCGGUCGUCAAAGUCGAUCUCUCUGGGAAGACUGUUAUCAUAGUUGGCGCCAACACUGGUCUAGGAUUUCAAGCCACCAAACAUUUUGCUACCAUGAACCCAGGGAGGAUUGUCAUGGCAUGCCGGAGUGAGGAGCGAGGACAAGCUGCUUUGGAAAGGCUGAAAAACGAAACAGGUUACCAGAAAGCUGAACUCUGGUUGGUCGACCUUAGUCGCUUCUCCUCUGUCACCGCCUUUGCGAACAGGUUCGAAGCCGACGGCGGCCGCCUGGAUAUCCUCGUUCUUAAUGCCGGCGUCAUUCCGACUAAGGAGUAUCUGACUACUCCUGAUGGAUGGGAAUCCGCGCUGCAAAUCAACGACAUCGCAUCCCCUUUGCUUGCACUACGUCUGCUUCCUCGCAUCUUACACACGGCUAAAGAAUACAAUACCACGCCGCGUAUCUGCGUCGUAGCUAGCGAUGUUCAUUAUUUCACGAAUCUUCCGAAAAGCGUUACGGAUGGCGAUAUAUUAGCCACACUCUCGAGCAAGGAGUAUUGUACACCAAGCAACAUGCAGACCAAACGUUAUUAUGUGACAAAACUCCUCAAUGUAUUUUUUGCUCGCUCUCUGCAAAGUCGUCUACCAGACUCGAUCAUCGUCAAUUCCAUCAACCCUGGGUUCUGUGCGUCAGAAUUGCGCCGGAGCAUUACAGACACCUGGUAUAUGGCACUUGCCGAUUGGGCCAUGGUUAAAUUGAUCGGUUACACGGCAGAGGAAGGUAGCCGCCAGCUGGUAUGGGCUGCCGUUGCAGAGGAUCAGAAUCUACGUGGCGGUUAUGUGUCUUUUUCAAAGGUAGUAGAGCCUAGUGAUUAUGCGAUGAGCGAAACGGGCCUGAAAGCACAGGAGAAGAUAUGGGCUGAGUUGGUUGAUAUCUUGUCCAAAGUCGAUGAGAGGAUUCCCAACGUUAUCGAAUCAUGCUUGAGCAACUAGAUAAUAUUAUGCGCACAACGUUUACUGUCAAUAUUACUAUAUU